Salpingoeca rosetta is the source of this 1065-nucleotide messenger RNA. RefSeq lists its product as uncharacterized. The transcript has 3 exons. The record is from RefSeq and is a predicted model, not a curated record. Bases 6 to 512 code for a protein of 168 amino acids. NCBI's taxonomy places the organism in Eukaryota, Choanoflagellata, Craspedida, Salpingoecidae.
CCUCAAUGGGACAUUCCACCCAUUUCAAACAAGCAAGCUUUGUCUGCUUGCGUUUGCGACACACCAGCCACAAGCAAGGCCAGCCAGCAAGCCAUUUCUCUCCCGUCCCCGUGCGUGUGCUUGCCUCACCUGCCUGCGUCUUUGUGUCGUGUCCUCGCUUGAAACCUUCCCUCCACCCUCCACCACCUCCACCAGCUCCACUGCCACCAAUCAUGUCGGGCUACCAGCAGAAGGGUCAGGGCGCUCCCCCACCCUACCAGCCAUACGGCCAGCAGCCACCCCCACAGCAGCCAUAUGGCGCUCCUCCUCCUGGCCAGUACCAGCACCAGCAUCACCACCAUCAGGGCCCUCCUCCCCAGGGUCAACAGCAGCACAUCACCGUCGUGCAGACUGAGAACGAGACGUACUGCGGCCCCAUUUCGUGGAUCAUCGGCCUGUUCCUGUUCCCCUGCAUCUGCUUCUGCCCUGUCGACAGUCGCCCCACGGGAACCACCAUUGUCCACCACCAGUAACAACGUGACAACGCGGACACAACAACCCUUGCCUUGCCUCCCCCGCUCCCGAUUGUUUCAUCGUGUUGCUUCUGGACCUGCCUGCCUGCCUGCUCUCCCUUCGUUUUGUUAUCUCUCGCCCGCAGCUGCCAGCGACCCUGUGAGGAGCCAGUGACUUGUGCUUGGUGUGCUGCUGUGGCGUGGUGACAACAUGCAAUGCAUGACUGCGCUGCGCCUCUCUGGUUCCUGCCCCUGCUGUGUUGGCUGGCUGCUUCUUCUUCCCUCCACCCGUCUUUACACCGUGGUUGUCGUUUAUGCCUGUUUCACCUUCGUCAUCAUCCAUGCGUUUUAUUCACGACACAUCGUGCUUGUCAUUCGUUCCUUGCCUUGCUUGACCCUAAGUGCCGCCACGUUUGACCCUGUUUUUUUGUUGUGGUUGUGUUUUUUGUGCAUGUGUGCGUGUGGGUGUGUUUGCACUUGCAUGCGGUUGCGUGCGGGUGUACUGCCGCGCCCUUGCUCUCCCAAACCCAUGCGUCGUUCACGCUCAACACAAAUACACACGACACCAAAGUCA